GCCCGGAGCCAGCGGUCCUUCACGUACCCCGCAUCCAGUGAGACGCGCUGCGCACCGACGGAGCGGACAUGGGCAAAGCGAUGGUGGCCAGGCUUGGACUGGGGCUGCUGCUUCUGGCACUGCUCUUACCUACGCAGAUUUAUUCAAAUCAAACAACUGUUGUAACGCCUUCAAGUAAUUCCUCCCAGCAUACCUCAGCUGCCCCCAAUCCAGCGAAUGCCACCACCAAGGCAAGUGCCGGUACUCUGCAGUCAACAGCCGGUCUCUUGGUGAUCUCGUUCUCCCUUCUACAUCUCUACUGUUAAGAGACUCAGGCCAAGAAACAUCUGUACUUCCCAUCCUCUAAACCCAAUUCAGAUGGCAUCCAGACAUCCAGUGUGACAAGGGAAAAAAGAACAGGUCUUCGUUGAAUGAAUCUGCUAGUUCCACACCUUAUUUUAUUGACAGAAACUGUUGAGGAUCCCAAAUUUGAUUGGUUUGAAGAGCAUGUGAAGGGUUUGACUAGAUGACGAAUGCCAAUAUUAAAUCUGCUGGAGUUUCCUGUACAAGAUGAAGAGAGACAACAUCCAAAAUUAGUUAAGAGAUGAUUUCCUUAAAUGUGGCUUAAGAAGUAUGGACACAUAAAACUCUACCUUGAAAGUGAGAAUAGAUUUUAUCUUACCUAGAGAUAAAGAAUGGGAUGUGGAACAGAGAUUCAGUUUUCAUUUGUUCAUUAAAUUUAUAAGGUCAUAAAACAAUGAGGUAAAACAAAGC
Messenger RNA from Globicephala melas (long-finned pilot whale), 753 nucleotides. Its product is annotated as signal transducer CD24-like. Gene Ontology annotation, cellular component: external side of plasma membrane; membrane raft. Gene Ontology annotation, molecular function: protein tyrosine kinase activator activity. Lineage: Eukaryota; Metazoa; Chordata; Mammalia; Artiodactyla; Delphinidae. Gene Ontology annotation, biological process: regulation of cell-cell adhesion; cell adhesion; cell activation. The record is from RefSeq and is a predicted model, not a curated record.